AUGUCGGGGCCGUCGCUGCUGGACACGAUCAAGGAAGACCAAACUAGUUGGACAUACGAUCACGACAUUCUGCAAAACACAUGGGAUACGUCGGCAAACGAGUAUCCAUGCAAAAAAGCGCGAUGUGACUCUUCUGGCGCGCAAGCCUGGAUGGAUAGCGAUGUGGGACAUCCUGUGAUUGACCACAGACUACUUGACGAUUUUGAAACACAACUCUGGUUAGAGAAUUUCGUCCCCUAUCACCAUGAUCACGAGUCUACAAUCCUCAUUGAUAACUUGUGGAACCUUCCCCCGCUUCCAGCCGUCUACGGCCGCCAUCGAGCUGGACAUGUCAAAGCGCUGGCGGAUAAUCAAAAUGGUGUUACAGAGCCUCCAUUGAAGAAACAACGUACCUUGAAAACAAACAGACCAUCGAAUAAUGAUUUGACCCAGCCACUCCCUAUGGCAGGGGCGCGUGCUCCUCUCGGGAGAGUUGAGGAUAAUAACGUCGGCUCAAAUCUUGACAUGAAUCCGAAUGAGUCAGCCAUGCCCAGGAAAACUACACCCGAGCCAUCGCUUCCUUCAAAUCAAUUUGAGCCGCAAUUUCACCCAGACCGACCUAGGACGGAUGUGCAACCGGACCCUGAAGCCGAAAGCUCUUCGACCAAGGAUCAGGGGUCAAUCGAACCGCUGCCGAUUGUAAUACAGGAUACGAGCGGCAAGAAACAGCCAGUCUCGUCCAAUCUCAACCAUGACACGCCCGAAAACCCAGACCAUUCACCUGAAGGCAGACAAGUGGUCCCGCCUAUGAAAAAUGAUGAUUUGGCACGUCAGAAGAGUAACAUCCAGCAAAUGGGGAACCACAAAUUAUCCAAGAUUGAACAUGGCCUCGAGGGUAACAUACAACCUAUACGAUCAACAUCAAGCAAGAGCAUGAAGAAACGGCUAGUAUCAUCCAGCCGUGGUACUUCCAAAACGACAAAUGGCCCAGAUGGAAUACAAUCGAGUCCAGCUUUUCAAAUAAUCUCCAAGCAGCAAAAGAAUAAAACUAUUGCAACCGGGGAUGAAGGACCGUCUCAGUUGGAGGCUGAACUUCAUGACAAGUCAGAUUCAACACAGCUGAUACCUAAUGAGAAAAUGAUUGAGGACACUCGGGUCCCAUCCAACCAUGAGACUUCUGGCAAAACCCAACCUUCUCCGCUUACGCAAAAGGUCAGCCCAGCGAGCCAAGUGAAGCGAAUGGAACAAGCUGAGGAUAUAGAACCGGCCAAACUGAACCCCCCGAAGUGGAUUCAACUCCGAAUGACCAAAGAGACGAGUGAAAAUGAGCAAGCUCGGGAACAAAAACUAGAGAAGCUGAUAACCCCAACAAGGGAUCAACUAUCAAGAUUGGCAGAGCCGCCUCCCAAGAUGAGGAAAGAAAUAGAUCAGAUAGCCGCCCACCUUUAUGAAAAUGAAGCUACCGAGGAUGUUUCGAGUCUUAUGGAAAAGAGAUGUGAACUGUUUCAACGCAAAGUGGAUUCCGAAAAUCAAGCUUUGAUGAGUCGAAAAGGGGAGAUAGAGACAACAAAUGAUUCUUCAAACGAAAGUUCCAAGGCACUUUCCUCCAACCUAUUGGUAGUUCAUGAUUCUGACAAGAAGACAAAGUCGCAGGCAGAUAUAACAAUGUCUUUCAACUUUUUAAUCAGAAGGAGCUAUUACGUCCUGAAGGCCAUCUCAAGAGACCUCAGGGAGUUGGGUGCCAACACUCUGGACCACAAAGAAUAUUUCGCUUGGCUCCUGGGCAAGACCCUGAGUUCAACAGCUGGUUACAAAAUCUUGACAAAGCUAGGCUCGGAAACUGAAGGAUUAUCCGCUGUCAAGCAAAGAACGAUUGAUUAUCUUUCCCUUCCAGUGAACAGCCAGAAAAGUCUAAAAGAGUCAAUCCAUUUCAUUGGAAUGUGGUUCAAAACCAACCACCCGGAUAUCUGGAAGGCUGUCGGAAACGGCGACAAGGCAUAUUGGACAUACAUGAAAAACCUGAUCGAGAAAUUUGAAGAGCAUUACGAAUAUAGAAAGAAAAUCUACGAGAAUUAUCUGACCAAUCGAGCAUUAAUGAGUUCGCCCGGCGUCAAACAGCUUUCUCUAGAUAUUCCAGCCGAGGUAACUGACCUUCUGAGCGGCUCGCUAUUAAAUUGGAGGAACCAGUUACUCGCUUGCGAACAAGAAGCAAUCAAAAAAAUUCGGUCUGUGUACAUAUUCACGGGAUCAUUGGAACAGAAAAUAAACGAGCAAAUCGAGAUUGAAAACUCUCCGAUUUUCAUUUCGAGAAAAUUCAGCAUCAAGCACAACGGGCACGUUUUCUUUGUCGGUGUUGUGCCACAAUAUGAAACAAAACAAAGCAUUUCAUCCGAAAUGGUCGAAAAGAUGCAACUGUUGCUCUUACCUUCUCACCGAGUUUUCAAAGCGAUCAGAUCCUCAGUGCAAGGACAAAAAACAUUCCCGGAUAAGUAUUAUCGCGACAGGUUCUUCAGGUGGAUGUUUGGAACCAUGACUGGAUUUGAACGAGAUACCCGCUUGCCCAUUAUAGGUGUUUAUCCCAGAAACAAUCUGGCUGCUUUCAAUUUCUCAGAUUAUUCUGAUGUUCAAAAGUUCGUGAUCAAACAGCUGUGCCAACCACGAAGUACAGAACAGCUUUGGAAUGCCGGCUUGCAACUCUUAGCAUAUUGGUUUAGAGAGAUGACGCCCGGCGCAUGGACGGUUCGAUUUGAAGAAAAAGAAGACACUUUUUGGAACUAUGUGUUUAAGUUACUGAAGGGAUUGGAACAACAACCUACCUAUUUUGCAUCGCAAUAA
Messenger RNA from Puccinia graminis f. sp. tritici CRL 75-36-700-3, 2814 nucleotides. RefSeq lists its product as uncharacterized. The transcript has 4 exons. Lineage: Eukaryota; Fungi; Basidiomycota; Pucciniomycetes; Pucciniales; Pucciniaceae. The record is from RefSeq and is a predicted model, not a curated record. Bases 1 to 2814 code for a protein of 937 amino acids.